GUGCUGCGUUGCAGCAUUCAGAGUAAUUUUCUCACAUUGGGUUCAACGCCUCAUAGAGCGAGCAAGUCAUUUCAUUGGACGAGAGACUAAAAGUGUGGAGUGUUUGUAGCGCUGUUUACAUGUUAAAAGAAUGUAUGAAUGUGUGUGCGUAAUAGCUUAGCUUUCUCCAUGCGGCGCCAUCUUGGGGAUAACGUGGUCAAAACAACAACAAAAAAAGAAACCUGGGAAGGAGGUCAAGCAGCUCAGAGAAAAGAUGUUGCCUGGGUAGCUGCCCUCUCUGCCUCCUCCCUUGAUGUUAUUCCACAGCCGUGCACACCUCUACAGGAAAUAAUUCACAAUGAGUUGGUUCAAGCCCAAAGGGAAGACCAAACGAUUGGAGAGAUCGUAAGGCUAAAAGAAGUUAGUGAUAAACUUUCAGAUGAUAUGAGGAGGUCAGUCAAGGGAACCGCGUGUAAGCUUCUCCACGAGUGGUCUACACCUUGAAGAUGGAAUCCUAUAUCGGCGGACAACAGAGAGAAAACAGCUUGUCCUAUCUCUGAAAUAUCAGUAUUUUGUCUUGAAGCACCUUCAUGAUAACAUGGGACAUGUAGGCACAGAGAGAGUAAUUCAACUAGCCAGAGAAAGGUUUUACUGGCCUCAUAUGAAAAGAUUCAUAGAGGAUUAUGUGACAAAUAAAUGCUGUUGCAUUAAACAGAAGAAACCAACGGUCCAUGUGCGUGCACCAAUGAGCAGCAUGAAGUCUAACUCACCCCUUGAACUGGUCUGCAUUGACUAUUUGCACCUUGAGAAAAGUAAAGGAGGCUAUGAAUAUAUCUUGGUGGUAGUCGACCACUUCACAAGGUUCGCACAGGCCUAUGCAACCAAAAAUAAAUCCGGACGGACAGCAGCAGAGCGGAUUUAUAAUGACUUUAUACCCCGUUUUGGGUUCCCCAACAAACUGCACCAUGAUCAAGGAAGAUAAUUCGAGAAUUAUCUCUUUCGAACACUCGGGCAGCUCGCUGGAGUAGGCCACUCUCGAACAUCUCCUUACCACCCGCAAGGAAAUCCAGCUGAGCGGUUCAACCGAACUCUGUUACAGAUGCUGCGAACGCUGACAGACAAAGAAAAAGAGACAUGGAAAGAACAUCUUCCACAGGUUAUACAUGCAUAUAACUGCACACGUCACGAAUCAACCAGUUAUUCGCCUCACUUUCUGCUCUAUGGUCGUCAACCUCAUCUCCCUGUGGAUCACCUGUUCGGCCUGUCAGAGGAGAUAGAUCCAGUGACACACAAAGGAUAUGCUGAUAAAUGGCGCGAAAGGAUGACAGAAGCAUAUCGGAUUGCUACUGAUAACAGUCUGGCGUCUAGUGCAAAGGGCAAGUCCUAUUAUGAUCAGAAGGCGAGGGGAGUGGUUCUGAAGCAAGGGGAUAGAGUGUUAGUCAGGAACCUAAGUGAGCACGGAGGGCCUGGUAAAUUGCGUUCCUAUUGGGAGAAGAGGAUAUAUGUGGUAAAGGAACAGGUUUCAGAUAACCCAGUAUAUGUCGUUCAUCCAGAAAGUGAUGCAAAAGGGAAAACCAGAACCCUGCACAGAAACCUGCUUCUGCUUGUCAAUGACUUGCCAGUGGAAUUUCCACCACAGUUAGUCAAACCAACUCCAAAGCCAUCACAGAAUCAAGGAAGACAUCCAAGGAGACAAAGGGAUGUGAGAGACCAAAAUGCUGAGACAUCUGAUUCAGAGGAUGAGUCAACAGGAGGUUACUGGCUGAGGAUACCAGCAAAUCGGGUUAAGCCUAACAUAACAGUUACUCCAAAAAGACCAAGUAUGUUAAGAAGAGAACAGACAUCAGUGUGGGAACCACAUUCUUCUGAGGAGAUGUUUGGAAAGACUACCAGGAACUCUGGUGUAGAGAGACAGCUAGAGUUCCAAACUUUACCUGACUUGGACAUUGCGCAACGGGAAGCUGGAGAACAGGCUAGAGGUCUUUGUGAAGAAGAGUACUCGUCAGACAGGGGUGAACUUCAACUUGAGGAUGAACCGGAAGUCUCUCAUCAAACUGACUCAGAGGAGGACAAUGAGCAGACAACUCCUAAUGUACCUCAGAACGAAGAUGAACAAGAGUUGCCUCAACGUGCAUGUCCCGAGGAAUGGGUACAAGACCCUGAACCUUACUCACCUGUCCCACUGAGACGGUCUACUCGGGAGAGACGACCGGGUCAAAUCCUCACCUACUCAUCUCUUGGCCACCCAACAUACCAGUCAGGUCCAACAGUAAAUGCUAUGGACACAUACCUCUUGCCCUACACUCACCUUUGGUAUUCACAAACAUGCCCACCAUCAUUCCACUACGCACCCCUCAUUCCAUAUCCCCAUUCCCCAUUUACAUGUCCCAUACAAGGGUAUUGAAAGGUCACACACAGUGUUAGUCCUAAGGGUCAUACAUUUUGAGGGUGAUAGUUUGGAUAUUGUAAAUAUUGUGUUUUUUGAAGAUGUUAAAGUUAUCUUGAAUAGGAACAUGUAAUUUCAAGUGUCGGGAACCACUUUUGUUGUCGGGGAGCGUGUGGCACCCCUGGGAUGUGUGACCACAUUAAUAUAAUAAUUAUUAUUGUUUGGAGUUGGAAUAUGCCUUUGUUUUGUACAUCUGUCCAUUUCGUUGGCGAGGUUGAG
Messenger RNA from Gymnodraco acuticeps, 2644 nucleotides. RefSeq lists its product as uncharacterized. Bases 1079 to 2383 code for a protein of 434 amino acids. Lineage: Eukaryota; Metazoa; Chordata; Actinopteri; Perciformes; Bathydraconidae. Gene Ontology annotation, molecular function: nucleic acid binding. The record is from RefSeq and is a predicted model, not a curated record. The transcript has 2 exons.